Molecule: messenger RNA, 2406 nt
Organism: Thermothielavioides terrestris NRRL 8126
Lineage: Eukaryota; Fungi; Ascomycota; Sordariomycetes; Sordariales; Chaetomiaceae
Exons: 5
Coding region: 1-2406 (801 amino acids)
Source: RefSeq, a predicted model, not a curated record
AUGGAGCCGCCCAACGUUGCGAGCCUCAAUGGAUCCACCCUCAAUGCCAUCGAUGCGCAUGUGGUAGAAAUCGCCUCGCUCCGGCGGCCCAUGGCGGAAGCCGACGACACGACCGACGGCUCAGUGUUGGCCGUCGUGACGUUUCCCAAGGACAGCUCUUCAGCUUGCGCCUGUGAUGGGAGCCCAUGGCAAGAUGUUCAUAUCCGCAUGAGCUACGAGAAACUCGUCAGUCUGGGCUCCGGGAAGAUCCAGGACAUGUUGACCCCACGAGCCCAGGCCCGCUUCCGUCGACGGCUGGGGCUCGAGCAGCCGCACCAGCUCCCGACCGGCAUCAAGUACGUAGUCGACUUCACCCCUCCCCCGGAAGGCCCGGAGCUGGCCGACCUCACAGCGGCCCUUUGGCUGCCCCGGGUCGCCAAGCUCUGGUUCCUGGCUGGCCACUUUGUGCCCGACCACGUUCUCGAGGCCGGUCCCGGCGUUCACACGCGGCCGCUGGCUGACAAGGCGGUCGGUGCGAUCCUCGCUCUCGGCCACGACGACGUUUGCAAGGGCGUCUCAUGUCUCACGAACUUUGGGGAGUGGCAGACCAAAGAAGCCGUGUCUGGAAUCACCGACGAAAAUGACCACGUGCCCGCAUGGCGCAGGGUGGAAGACUAUUGCCCCAUUCGGCACCGUGUGGCCAUUAUCCGAGUUCUCAGGGCCAUCAACGGCGACAGCCUUCUCCUCAACUCGGCCGUGCGCCUGUGGACCGUCGCUCAGGUGGCCAUAUCCCUCGACGUGCCGCAAGUCGUGGUAAACCCUGUCGCCCAAUGGCUCGUGGCGCCGCCGAACACCAAGUUCAUUGAGAUCUGCCCGGAGAAGGCCUUCCAGCUGGCCUACGAACUCAAGAUUCCGAGCGUCUUGAUCGCGGCCUUCAAGAUUCUCGUCAACGAGCUCGCUAUCGACUACGCCUCCUCGGACCCUUCGCCUGGUCGGCCCCAGCUUACGUGGAGCCAACGCCGCCGGGAUGACUACGGGGACUACCCCUCCGACCCGGUCGAGUACGCCAGCCGCGCGUUCGCAGAGCGCAUGAAUAACCAGCUCAAGAUGCUCCUAUCCGACGAAGUGUUUGUUCGCCUUCCCGCGCGGAUUCCCGAGUGGGAUAAGCUGCAGUAUCUCGGGACUCUCAUUACAUCGCUCGGUCCCGGCCCUCUUCUCGAUGCUUACGAAGCCCUGACAGCUGCUUUGCUUGCCGUUUUUCACGGAUGGAUCGACAGAGCGCUCAACACUCACUACUUUUCCGGCCGGAUCCAAGACUUGACAGCUGCUCAGCGCGCGCACUACAUCCCGGAGUCCGAGCGCAAACCGCUCAUCGACCUCUACCGGCAGCUCAACCCGUCCCAGAAGGUCCUUACCCCCUUUUUCUGGGACCGCCUCUUGUUCACGGAAUCCUUCGACAGCUUCGCCGCCACCUUCCACGCCGGCCAUCGACUCUCCAUUUACGACAGGAACUUCAAGCGUCACCUUCGCGAUGCCCUCACUUCCGUUCCGCCCCUCCUCAACGUAGACCUCACCCACCCCACCCUCGUCGCCGCCGCCAACUCCCCCACCCUACCUUUCCCCGACAUGCUCCCCAGCUUCCACCUCGCUGAAUUCCACACCCAGCUCUGCGCCGCCCUCAAGCAGCUCUGCACCGCCCACCUGCACCACGUCCGCGACCCGGACCCGGACCAGCAGCAGGGCAUCCCCUUCUUCCUGUCCGACCACCUGCUCCUCUCGCUCGACGAGCACGAGCUCAACUACCUGCCCAUCUGGGCCGACGGCCUCGACGACGGCUCCGGCGGCGUCUUCCAGGACGCCAUACCCGAGGCCGACAUGGGCCCCAGCGAGCCGGGGCCGGGUUACCACACCGGCCUGACGGUCGCGACGGACGCCGACGGCGAGACCGCGUCGGAGGCCGCCGCGACCGUGACGCGCUAUGCCGCGUCGACGGUGGCGCCGUCCGAUCUGGGCAUCGGCGCGCUCGCGCUGGGCAGCGAUGCCGGUGGCAGCGGCACUGCCGCUGCCGCUGCCGUUGCCGAGCGGGGUGUUAGCUUGGAUGUGCAGCGGAGCGGGCUGUCCGUGACCGAUACGACGGGCCGAAGCGGCGGCGGCGUGGCGCCGUCGGAGGCGUUCACGGCGGAGGACGGGGACGUCGAGGACAUGUACGCCGCCGCGCGGUUCGCGCAGCCGGCGGCGCAUCAGCCGCAGGGGCAGGCGAUCGAGCAGUAUGUGGCCGAGGCGGAUGAGGAGGGCAGCGCGGUCGGCGGGCCGGGGGCUGGGGGCGGGUAUGGGGACGAGGGUGUGGAAAUGGAGUGGGACGACUCGGACGACGGGAGCUCGACGCUGUACGGGUUUGAGGAGGUCGAUGUGGGCGAGGCGUUAUGA